UCAUGGAUUUUUCCAUCUAUAAUAAAACCAAUAAUAAUUUCAGGUGUUGGCAAAUCAUGUUUAUUAUUACAGUUUACCGAUAAGCGUUUCCAGCCAGUUCACGAUCUUACAAUUGGUGUUGAAUUCGGUGCGCGAAUGAUCACAAUCGAUAGUAAACAGAUUAAGUUGCAAAUUUGGGAUACAGCUGGCCAAGAAUCAUUCCGUUCUAUCACACGGUCAUAUUAUCGUGGCGCAGCUGGUGCCCUUCUUGUCUAUGAUAUUACCAGAAGAGAUACUUUCAAUCAUUUAACAUCGUGGUUGGAGGACGCACGCCAGCAUUCAAACUCAAAUAUGGUCAUUAUGCUUAUUGGAAAUAAAAGUGAUUUGGAAGCGCGUCGUGAGGUGAAGAAAGAAGAGGGUGAAGCGUUCGCCCGUGAACAUGGACUCAUCUUCAUGGAAACAUCUGCGAAAACAGCAGCCAAUGUUGAAGAAGCAUUCAUCGAUACGGCGAAGGAAAUUUAUCGGAAAAUUCAAGAAGGUGUCUUUGAUAUCAAUAAUGAGGCAAAUGGUAUAAAAUUGGGACCGCAGCACUCACCAAGUUCACCCAAUUCACCGGGCGGAAAUCCUCCGUUGACCGGUUCAAGCAAUUGCUGCUAA
Messenger RNA from Anisakis simplex (herring worm), 636 nucleotides. Lineage: Eukaryota; Metazoa; Nematoda; Chromadorea; Rhabditida; Anisakidae. The record is from the annotation of a GenBank genome assembly.